AUGCUUAUACGAGUCCUCAGUCAAACGUUUUCCCUACAAAGCAAGGCCAGCAUAGUCAUAUGCGUUAUCGCUUGGUUGCUCAUGAUUGCCAUUAAAAUAUGCAAUGGUAUAGUGUUGUUAGGAAAGGCCUGCGGUCAUGUUAUGGCUUAUAAGGAUUUGCAGGCACGUGCAGAAUACGAUCUGUAUCGCAAGCGUAUGGUUGAAAAGAAGAGUAAAAGUGCUCCAAGUUCACCUCGUAUAAGUCUGAUAGACUUUUCGGAUGUGCUGCACCAAACGGCUGGCGUGAAAGGGUUUACUAUAUCUGAUCUGAUGUGCCAAUGGGAAGAUCUGGAGAAUGCUAGUCAACGACGAAGUAGUGAACGAGAGCGAGAAGAGCGGCCACCACGGAGAACGCAAAGUUUGGCACAUAUGUCUCGGGUCAAGAGAGACAAAAGUGAACCUCCUUCAUCCAUUCCUGAAGUAGAUGAAAAAUCAGCUAAGGAAGAGUCUUCAUUCCCAGCCGAAAAAAGGGAAAAGGAGAAGGACAAGACAGACGCUUCACAGUGUAGUCCAAAGAAGAAAGUAGUUGCGUCGGCAGCUGGUUGUGAUGUACUGGCUGACGUCACGGCCUACACCAUGCUUCCGCCGGAACAAGGUGUUGAACGAAUAGAAUAA
This is a messenger RNA of Haemonchus placei, 654 nucleotides long. NCBI's taxonomy places the organism in Eukaryota, Metazoa, Nematoda, Chromadorea, Rhabditida, Trichostrongylidae. The record is from the annotation of a GenBank genome assembly.